Messenger RNA from Dicrocoelium dendriticum, 761 nucleotides. Lineage: Eukaryota; Metazoa; Platyhelminthes; Trematoda; Plagiorchiida; Dicrocoeliidae. The record is from the annotation of a GenBank genome assembly.
AUGGACUCGCUUUUUACUCACGACAACCUGAAGGCUCUGCAGGAAUUACUGUGCAAUCAGGAAGAUUCUGGAGGAGAUGACGAAGAAGUGAACUGCUCGUUCGCUGCGAAAAUGAAGCCUAGUGACAUUGUUUCGGAAAGAAGACCAAAAAACGAAGCAAGAUCAGGAGGGCAUAAGGAGCAGACAGACUCCAUAUGGAAAGACGACGAAGUGCCUGAGGGAAAUGAGUAUGAAGAAAUACAUGACCCAAGACCACAGCCCCAGUACGAGUUAUUCUACAAGCAAGCAGUAACCACUGAAGAUAUUUACCUUCAAAUGGGUAUGAAGAAUCCAACCACGGCCAGUUGCGAGUUCUUAGUGGCAAGAAUCAUGCUUCCCGGAUGUCAAAAGGAUGAUCUCACGUUGGAUAUAAAAAGCAAAUUCUUGGAUCUCCGUACACCCCAGUAUAAACUCGGACUACACCUUCCAAAUCCGGUUGAUCCGGACUCUGGCAAGGCACAGUGGAACGAGGAAUCGCAAGUUCUUGAAGUGACAAUGCGGAACAAACGGGAGUUUGACUUCAUGAACGAAUAACGGAUGUUGAAGUGUGGGAGGAUAUUUUACCAUCUGAUUGCGCACCACCCAGAAGGGAAAAAUUUCCAUUGUAAUGUUCAGUUUGAUGUUCUGUCAUUGUCCACUACGUUCCAGAUGACUGAGGUUGUAAAAAUGCUUAUUGUAUUAGAUUGUACCCUUAUUGGCUCUCGGGCAGCACUAUCAGCAAU